CAUUCGAGACUAUUGUCACUGAUACUAAAAAACCCUUCAUGGUGAAGAAAGAAUUCAGGAGUUUGAUGCAAGGGGAAGUCCUAGUAAAAGUCCUAGCUGCUACCAUCAACCCCACUGAUCGGCUCAUGGCCUUUGGCCAAGUUGAAGCACCUGGAGCUGAAGAGCACUUGCCUAUAGGACUUGGGUUUGAAGGGUCAGGGAUUGUUGAAGAUGGCUUUAGACCUGAAGAAAAGAAGCACAUAGGCACUCCAACUGCUAUAUUUAUAGAUCUUUCCCAUCCUAGCGAAGUGGCUGCUUGGGGACAAUAUGUAUAUAUGCAAACUAAGGACUUGAUACCAUUUCCAGUUGAGACUGAUCCUGAGACUAUCUGUGCUAUCGUUAACCCUAUUACCAAUUUCCCGAUGAUGCAAAAGAUUCAUGAGGGAAACCAUAAAGCUGUUGUUCAAUCUGCUGCUUGAUCAUCUGUUGGGAAAAUCCUUUUCAAGCAUUGCAAGAAACUUGGAAUUCCCACAGUCAACAUUGUUAGAAAGAAGGAACAAGUGAAGCUUAUGAAGGAUCUUGGUGCAAAAUAUGUACUAAACUCAACAAGUAAGACUUUUGAAGAAGAUUUGAAAGAUUUGUCUGAGGAACUAAAAGCCACUAUCUUCUUUGACCCUAUUGGUGGGGACUUUACUCUUAAGGUACUGAAGCUCCUCCCUGCUAACUCUACUGCUGUUUUAAUGGAUAAUCUUUCUGGAGGUUGAUUCGCUUUUGAUCCUCUUGAACUGGUCUUUCAAAAUAAGACAAUUUCUUCUAUAUUUUUAGAAGUUUGGAUGAAAGAUCAAUCUCCAAACAAAAUAGAGCAGAUUAUUUCUGAAAUUGGAGCCGACUUGACCUCAGGAGGUGAAAUCUUUGGGACUAAUGUCUACAAGUCCUUCCCACUUUCAAGUCUAGAUGAAGCUAUUGAAGCUUCAAUCAAGCAUUCUUCAAAGGGAAAAGUUAUCUUCAAGCCUCACUUGAUUGAAGAGAAACCAUCAAAACGUAACAUGUGGCGACUUUUAUGUUGUCUUGGAUAAUUGCC
Messenger RNA from Moneuplotes crassus, 1060 nucleotides. NCBI's taxonomy places the organism in Eukaryota, Ciliophora, Spirotrichea, Euplotida, Euplotidae. The record is from the annotation of a GenBank genome assembly.